AUGGCAUCAUGGAAAAUCAAAGGUUAUGUUUCUGACUCGGAGGACGAAGAUGAAGACGCUUAUAACAAAAAUACGAUUGUUCAUCAGCACGAUGGCCUGCUGCAACUAUCACAAAAGCGAAUUAGCACGAUUACCACAGUCGAAACUAACGCCGUCAACAGCGUAUCGUCUGAGAAUGUCCCAAAGAAGUCAGAGAAUAAUCACACAGUGCAAUAUCAGUGCUCUACCGAUCGAGCUGAUUGUCCGCCAAGCACAUCUCAAAACACUGGGCAAGCUGUAGUCAGACUGGCAGGAUCUCAGCAGUUGACUUCACAGAACGACGUCGCUUCGACUGCGGAAAAGCUCGAAAAGUCCAUAUUAGAAGGCCUUUCUCUCGUCAGAGAUGUUCUCGCAUUCUCGACACAAUCACCUCGACCGCAAUCUCCAGUGACAGAGCUAGAUGAGAGUCCUCUCUCUACGCCGCCUGACUCGCCAAGUUCAUCACAGAAAUUGAUAGAAGCGGUACCUUUCACGACACCGACCGCCGUCGCUGUACUGUCACAACCUUACGAUCAGCUCGUUCCGAACCCUACGAGCUCGAUUCGACGAGGAGAUUUACACCAGGUUCCCCAGAGAAACUUCCGUACACGAAAAGCAAACCAAAUCAACCCUUACUCAUUGGAAUGGGCUAGAUACUUGAAGCAAUGUAAUGAACGUGGUAUCAAACCAGUGAGGAUUGCCAAUCCUCCAUCUCUCUCGCGAAGCAUCCAAGCCGACGAAACACAGGCUUCCUCUUUCGAAGAUGACAGUCAGCAGCAAGAGUCUAUGGAGCCGGAAGCUUCGAUUGCGUACGCGCCGGGGAACUUAAACAAGGGACCAACCGACUUGAUAAUACCUAGCUCUCCGACCGAUCUCAACAACGCUGAUGCUGCUCUUGAAACAGAGGACCUACCUGACCUUGAUCUCUUGAUGCAGAAGACGUAUCACAAAAAUUCUCGCACGACUUGCCGAACAUCGAAGGUACACAAACCCGAUAGACUUGUACUGGAGAAUUCUGAGAAUGCCUAUGACCUGCCCUCGUCCGGCGAAGAAAGUCGCAGAAACAAGCCAUCGCGGCCACGUUAUUCAGCGCAAAUUCAGUGUGACAGCUUGCCUUCGCCCCCGAGGUCUAUGAGCGUCGAUUCCACAGAUCCUCUUCUCCUGCCUGAGAAAUCGGUGCAUAUAUCCAGUCAAGAUGUCCUCCCAACGCCGCUCUUGUCCUCGGCACCGCGACGUAAUCGGUGGGUAGUUGAAGACGACACACAAUCAAGCCCCGAAAACGACCAAGCUAGACAAAUGAGUGAGUCCGCGGAGUCAAACAGCUCUGACACAGACGCAGACAAUUCGAAGACAGUACGAAUAAUGCAAAAGAAAGUCAAAGGUGUUCUGCCUGCCUCCUGGUGGAACAUUGCUCGAGCGCGACAAGAAGUUGUCGCUGAGAAGAGAGAGAUGGUGCAAAAGUCCUUGAGAAAAGAUGACAGAGCCGGUGUAGCACAGCAUAAAACACGACCAACCCCACUCCGCACCACUCAGGUUGAGCGCAAUCCCGACGAGGAUUUGCUGUCUGAAGAAAGUUCAGAGGAAAUGGUGAAAAGUCCGCUCAAACACUUCGCACCAAGGUCUAGUGCUCGGUCUGCUGUGAUGACUCCAGCAGCUUGGGAUGGAGAGGCAACAGAAGUUUUCGACGACGAUGCCAUCGAUCCCAUGUUACCUGUCCGCGAAAGGAUCAACACUGCAAGCCGAAAACGUAAGGUCAAUCCACAUCACCCCGGCAUAAUCAAGCACAGGCGCUACCUAUCAACAGAUGGCAUGUCCAUGUCCAGAGGCAGGCUCGAGAGUCGACCACGGUCACACCAGCCACACAAAAGACGUCACACAAUUACAACACACGAUCUUGUUCAUGUUUUAGAUGCACCAGAUUUGCAGGCCUCCACGACUCAGCGAAGACCUCACUUUCUGCGCGUUGCAGCUAGACGGGCAAAAGAGAAGCCUCAUUUGCGAGGCACAAGAGCCAGUCAUAAGAGUGUGCAUCUGUCUGAUGAUGCGAACCCCGAUGCUGUCUUACAGAAGCUGAAGACACGCACAAACAGCCUUCUCGACAACCGAACGGCACAACGCAAUUUUCAGACGACUGUUGUCUCGCCAGAAGAACCACAUCGUAUUGAAUCGAACCCGGGUGCAAGACCUCAGCAGGCCAAAGACGUUGCGCAAUUGCCUGCUAACGCUUUAACCAUACAGUGUGGACGACUUGAAGAACACCAGCUUCGAUUGACACGACUGCGUUCAUUGCUUCCCCUAUCGAAUAGGUCUGGCCAAGGACAAUUUGAGCACUUAUUUAGUGUGGUCCGAGAUGCUCAAGCUGAAUCACCUCUGCUAGAUGCUCGUCCCAGGCAUCCCCGAAGUCUAGUGGUUUCAGCAGCAUUCCCUACAUCUGGUCAGACAGCGCCACAGCCUCUACCAAAAGACGGAGCUUCUAGGCCUGCCUCAGGAAUGGCAUCUACCACGGAAGCGCGACCAAGAAAAAUGAGAAAACAAAAGCCAGUCCACAAGCCCCAGCUGCAACAAAGUCUUCUUGCUUCUGCAGCACCAGAUACUCAGGCGCUCGAAGUACUAAUCGGUAAGACUGAUCCUAGUGUCCGAGCGAUCCUCGAGCAGGAGUUCGCGAAGCAUCAGCCUGCGUGGUUUCAAGGUUCAAAGAUUGGUAUCUGCCUUGCCAACAACAGCACUCAAGGCCAUUUCUACGUUUUUCUGCAAGUCCUUAAGUCGUACCUGCCAAUGGCACUGCAAGACGCAGAUUCUGACAGGGAAAUGCGCGAGCUCAAAUCUUUUGUUCAUCGUCUCAUUCCUAACCGUGCCUCAAUCGGCGCGCAAGGUCAAGUUGGAGAUAAGACUCACGAUGUGCUCGAAUACGACAUCUUGGUUGCUCGCAACGUUUUUGAUUUGCACACCUGCCUCCUCAGCUUGACACCUACCUGGGCACCUCUGCCACGACUCCUAGAGAUGAAGGUCAACUUCUCCCACGCACAUCAUGAAAUCUGCCUAAUCGCUCUUCAAGCGUGGCGAACUAUUUAUGAUGCUCACCACUCGCAUCCUCCAGUUGUGCAAGGCUUGGGAUCGUGGCUGUACACAAUGUUUGAACAGCUAUUGGAGCGAUGGAGCUCCGCUGAAGAUGACGCGCGUAACGAGGCUCUUAACUCUGUGCACUGGAUUUCUGAAGAAGUCAUACGAAAAGCCAUUGAGCAUAAUCGACAGCAAGUCACAAGCAUGCUGACCCUGACAGUCAGCAAUCUCACUCGAGCAGCUAAUGAUGCGGUCUCAGUUAUGGAAAUCGACUUGCUGUUCAACUUCGAGCGCUAUUCGGCGGUGUUGAACACCUUUUCCAAAACUCCCGACAUGGAUACGACUAUAAUAUGUGUACUCCUGGAGGUGUGCAUCGUCUACGCUGGGCAAAAGCUGCUUUCCUCGAGAACAUCAAAUUCGCUGCCUCUGCUGUCAGGUGUCCGGCAAGCUCUCGCCACUGUUACCUCGAUCGACUCAUUGCUUGACACAAAAACAUAUCACGCCAUGGUCAAAGCGUACUUUGCAGUCGCUAGCUCGACUGUUGGCAGACACGAGAAAUCGUGGGAUGAGUUUUUCGAGCCGACGUCCUCGUACAGUUUCGAUAUGUUCAUAUCGCAACCUCAUCUUCAGAUUAUGAAAACAUACUUUUACCACUUGCUCCUUGAGCAGGAUCCGAGCUCAUACCUGAUGGAGUUACGAUCUCCUGUAUUAACGCAUUGGCUACACGUAUUACUGGAACCCAAGCAUGAUCUGUCGAUAAGCCUGCUGACAGCAAGCAUCUUUCGACAUGAAAGGGACUCACUUGCUAUGCAUACUUUGACGUCGAAGUUCUAUGCUCCUGACAGCCCCGUUCUGGAGCAGGACGUGUUCGAAGCCAUCUCAGAAAUUCGGCACGCUGCCGUCACCCAUGUCAUACACUAUCUACAUAUUCACGAACACAGCUCAGAGGCAGAGUGGCUAAUGGGAGGUCUUGACGAUGGUGAUUCAGUGAGGAUGCUGAGAGAGAUGUUCUCGACUAUGAAAGUGAACUGGAUCGCAUUGAGUGAAGAUCCUGGAGAGCAAGAUGUCUACACGAUCCUCAUACAUACUGCUCUCGAACAAUUUGAAGCGUAUCCAAGAAAAGAUUUCAAGAUCGAUCAAUGGUACUUCAAUCCGGCCACCUUCCCACAAGUUCGGAAGAAAAGCUUGGGAAGAUUACUCGACCACGAGAAAAAUUCCAAUCGCGAUUUCACGGAAGAAGCACGAGAAUUACUAAAUACUGAAGUCAAGUAUGCGCUCAAGCAUGACAGGCUCCAAGGACUUGCACAUGAGCUCAAAGAAGUCUUGCUAGCACGCCCAGCUCAGCAGUCUGCUACCAUGAUCGCCAACAAACGUGCAGUGUUCAUUCGUGACGUGCUUGUGCCAACACUCACGGGAUCUGAUCGAUACAGCAAGGAUGUCAGACUUGUUGUUAUUGGCUCACUUGAGCAUGCUGUCGACAAUUUGGAAUGCAUGUUUGACGCUACAGAUAUUCCAGCACGAGAAAUAUUCUUGGAAGCAAUCAUUGCAACAUCCCCAGCUAUGGUGCAAGUACUAGCAAAUGACGAUGAGGAAGAGAAGAACUUGGUAUACAAACUGGUAAGGCUAUUGUUUGAGUGGUCAGUGGCUACGUUUGAGAUACUGCCACAAGGUUUUAUCAAUGACGACCUACCAAGAAUUUGUGAAUUAGCUGGUAUUGAUAGCACAGAAGCAGCUUUGUGUUUACUGCACUCGGUGUCACAGAAGGCAUGA
Molecule: messenger RNA, 4848 nt
Organism: Lithohypha guttulata
Lineage: Eukaryota; Fungi; Ascomycota; Eurotiomycetes; Chaetothyriales; Trichomeriaceae
Exons: 1
Coding region: 1-4848 (1615 amino acids)
Biological process (GO): double-strand break repair via homologous recombination; replication fork processing
Cellular component (GO): nucleus; Cul8-RING ubiquitin ligase complex
Source: RefSeq, a predicted model, not a curated record